This is a messenger RNA of Tympanuchus pallidicinctus (lesser prairie-chicken), 828 nucleotides long. RefSeq names its product integrin binding sialoprotein (gene IBSP). Gene Ontology annotation, biological process: bone mineralization; extracellular matrix organization; ossification. The transcript is spliced from 5 exons. Gene Ontology annotation, cellular component: extracellular region. The coding region runs from base 1 to 828 and encodes 275 amino acids. The record is from RefSeq and is a predicted model, not a curated record. Lineage: Eukaryota; Metazoa; Chordata; Aves; Galliformes; Phasianidae.
AUGAGGACGGCGCUGCUGCUUGCCUGCCUGCUGGCCACCGCCUCUGCCUUCUCUGUGAGGAGCUGGCUGCGCAGAGCCCGGGCAGGCGACUCGGAGGAGAAUGCGGUGCUGAAGAGCCGGCACCGGUACUACCUGUAUCGCUACGCCUACCCGCCGCUGCAUCGCUACAAGGGCAGUGACUCCUCGGAGGAAGAGGGGGACGGCUCAGAGGAGGAGGAGGAAGGGGGGGCACUGUCCCAUGCAGGUACUCAGGGAGCAGGUGAGGGUCUGACCCCCAGUGAUGGGGGGCUGGGAGGUGAUGCUGCAUCCACCCAUCAGGGCUGCAAAGGGGGCCAGAAGGGCACACGGGGUGACUCGGGCGAUGAGGACAGUGAUGAGGAAGAGGAGGAAGAGGAGGAAGAGGAAGAGGUAGAGGAGCAGGAUGUCAGUGUCAAUGGGACCAGCACCAACACCACGGCAGAAGCACCCCAUGGGAACAGCACUGCAGUGGCUGAGGAGGAGGAGGAUGAUGAGGAGGAGGAGGAGGAGGAAGAGGAAGAAGAGGAGGAGGAGGAAGCUGAAGCCACCACUACUGCUGCCACCACUGCACAGGAUGAGGCGACCACACUGGGUGAUGAGCAGCACUCUGAGGCCACAACAGCUGGGGAGCAGUGGGAGUAUGAGGUGACAGUGGGAGCCCGUGGGGACGAAGGUCCCACUGAGAGCAGCUAUGGGGACCAGGAGGAGCCAGCACGUGGGGACAGCUACCGUGCCUAUGAGGAUGAGUACGGCUACUACAAGGGGCAUGGCUAUGACAUCUAUGGGCAGGAUUACUACUACAGCCAGUGA